Messenger RNA from Stegodyphus dumicola, 1288 nucleotides. RefSeq names its product dual specificity protein phosphatase MPK-4-like. NCBI's taxonomy places the organism in Eukaryota, Metazoa, Arthropoda, Arachnida, Araneae, Eresidae. Gene Ontology annotation, molecular function: protein tyrosine/serine/threonine phosphatase activity. The record is from RefSeq and is a predicted model, not a curated record. Gene Ontology annotation, biological process: protein dephosphorylation. Gene Ontology annotation, cellular component: nucleus.
CCAUUAAAUUGACACUGACAUAUUACAGGCAGAGUUUGUCGGGUGAUUCGUGCUGUGUGUUUUUAACGUUUUAAAUUAGAAAUUUUUAUGUGUUCGUUUGAAAUUUUCGAGAGAUCGUCUAUGGUAGAGUGCGAUGAAAUUGAAUCGAGGUUAUUCCUAGGAAAUCUUGACGCAGCAGAAAGCGAAGAGACGUUAAAAUGCUUCGGCAUCACUCAUGUUUUGACAGUGUAUAUGUUUCCUAUCACCAAACCUGAGAACUUAGAAAUCGAAACUUUGUUUAUUGAUUUGGAAGAUUCCCCAGACUGUGACAUUUUAUCGUGUUUUGAAAGAUCAAAUGCGUUUAUUAAAGAAGGACAAGACAAAGGCGGUUGCCUUGUGCACUGUUAUGGUGGAGUGUCUCGCAGUGCCACUCUUGUUGUUGCUUAUCUCAUGAAAAAAUAUUCAAUAGGUGUUGAUGAAGCUCUACAAAAGGUGAAAAACAAACGUUAUUGUGCAUGUCCAAAUGCAGGAUUUUUAUCUCAAUUGAGGUUGUAUGAGAAUAUGAAAAAUACUUUAGAUGAAGAAAACAUUGACUAUAAAAUAUUUUCCCUGUAUCACCUAGGAAGGAAGGUGUCAUCAGGUGGUAAUUUUAGUGCAGUACUACCACAAAACUAUUUAUCUAAAUUUAGAGGGAAGAUGUGUGAUGGAGACAAAUACAAAUGCAGAAAGUGCAGGAAAUGUCUCUUUUAUCAAAGCAACAUAAUACCUCAUAUUAAAGGCCAAGAUCUUUAUUGGAAUAACUUUGCACAGCAGCUGAUUUCAGAACAAUCACAAGUCAUUUGUACAAAUUCAUUAUUCAUUGAGUUUUUACCUUGGAUGUCUGAAGCAUUCAAGACACUUUCUGGAAAGAAGAUUGUUGCCUCAGCUAGGGCUGCGAAGAAAACGAAGGAAGCCAUGACCAUUGAAAUUAAGAAAGAAAUCAUGGAUAAACAUACCCCUAAGGGGCUCACUUUUGCAAGUACGGGUGUGGCAAUUCUGAGGUACCCUAGCCCUUCAGACGAUCAUCUUCUUGAUUCUUUGCCCAGAAUGCAGCUCAAAAAUUGGAACAUUCUGCUGGAAAGGUCAACUAUGCCCAUGUGGUGCUACUAUAUCACCAAGUUUUAAAGUAGCUGAAAGCAAACUGGACAAAGAAUACAAAUAUUCACCUGCUGUAAAUAAUGAGCUCAAUAUUGCUCAAAUAACUUAAUGUAAAUUUGUGUUCUAAAAAUGUGUCUGUUUUGUGCCUAUAACAAAGUUUUUAACAAUGUUU